AUUUUCCCACAUUUGCCGGUUUCAAGGUUACUCUCAAUCACUAUAAAAUAGUCGCCUGGGAAAAGGUUAUAUAGCAGUUUACUGAGCUGAAUCAGUCGUCCUGCUCGACGACGAUGCUGGUACUUACGAAGGUCAUCCCUAUUCUAACUUUGCUCUACAAUGGGAUACGAGGAGCAAACGGCUGCCAGGGCAAGACCUUCGGCUCCGACAGCUUCGUCUGCGUCUGCAGCACCGAAUACUGCGAUGACUUCCCUGAGGUGAUCGUAGAGGAAGGCCACUUCAAGCAUAUCUACUCCUCUAAACUUGUCGACAGAUUUAACGUUUCUGAAGGUCCAAUAAGUGAUGCACCUUUGCCAGAGCACACUGUCAUCACCAUUAACCUGACGGAGACCCACCAGACGAUGCUGGGAUUCGGUGGCGCCUUCACCGACGCCACGGGAAUCAACAUCGCCUCCCUUUCGAUGGCCAUGCAAGAGAAACUCCUGAGGUCCUACUUCUCCACCUCGGGCCUCGAGUACAACAUCGGCCGGAUUCCUAUAGGAGGCUGCGACUUCUCCACACAUCCUUAUUCCUACGACGACGUCGAGGACGACAUCUUGCUCGAGCACUUCGCCUUGGCUCCGGAAGACCACUUAUACAAGCUGCCUUACAUCAAGUGGGCCAUGAGUUUGACGGAGCGUCCGCUGCUCUUCUUCGGGUCACCCUGGUCACCCCCCUCCUGGAUGAAGGAGAGUGGGGUGUUCAACGGCACCGGAGGAAUCAAGAGGGAGAUGUGGCAGGGCUACGCCGACUACAUCGUCAAGUUCGUCGAAUCCUACGAGGCGCAGGGCGUCCCCCUGUGGGGCCUGACGCCGCAGAACGAACCUGUGAUGUGGGGCAAGGACUGGCUCUUCAACGCCUGUGAAUGGAACGCGACAGAUAUGCGAGACUGGAUCAAGACCUCGCUGGGUCCCACCCUGGAAGCCGCUGGAAUGAGGAGGCUGAAACUCAUGGUGCUGGAUCACAACAGGGACGCUCUGCCUUGGUUUCCCGAUACCAUUCUGGAUGACCCCGACGCGUACCAAUACGUGGAUGGGAUUGCCAUCCACUGGUACGAAGACUACCAUUUACCUCCAGACGGACUCGACCUCAUCCACGACCACUACCCGGAGAAGUUCAUCCUGUACACCGAAGCUUGCAGAGAGGAUGUCGUCAUUGGUUCUUGGGAGGAGGCUGAGAACUACGCUCACAAUAUAAUUGAGGACAUCAACCACUGGUCGACCGGCUGGGUCGACUGGAACAUGGCUCUGGAUAUGGAGGGUGGCCCUAAUUGGGCGAAAAAUUUCGUCAAUUCCCCCAUCAUGGUCGAUAAGGACGUGGACGUCUUCUACAAGCAGCCCCUGUUCUACGCGAUGGGUCACGUCGCCAAGUUCGUCACGACCGGGGACGUCCGGGUGUCCUUCGCCAUCGCUCCUGCGACUACUACUCACGAGGAGGAGGUGAAGGUGGGGUACGACAACCUCGAGAUGACGGCCAUCCUCAAAGAAAACGGACAGGUGGUUGUGGUCGUCAUGAACACACGCGAUGAAGAGCACAGCAUCUCCAUUGUGGACACCCAGGGAUCAGUCAUUAACCUGGAUCUCGAGCCUCGAUCUCUCAACACAAUCCUGUAUGAUUCCCUGGCUAAAUAAAUUGCUACAAGGGGCA
This is a messenger RNA of Macrobrachium nipponense, 1686 nucleotides long. Its product is annotated as putative glucosylceramidase 3. NCBI's taxonomy places the organism in Eukaryota, Metazoa, Arthropoda, Malacostraca, Decapoda, Palaemonidae. The transcript is spliced from 12 exons. Gene Ontology annotation, biological process: glucosylceramide catabolic process. The coding region runs from base 114 to 1670 and encodes 518 amino acids. The record is from RefSeq and is a predicted model, not a curated record. Gene Ontology annotation, molecular function: glucosylceramidase activity.